Messenger RNA from Baudoinia panamericana UAMH 10762, 279 nucleotides. RefSeq lists its product as uncharacterized. Lineage: Eukaryota; Fungi; Ascomycota; Dothideomycetes; Mycosphaerellales; Teratosphaeriaceae. The record is from RefSeq and is a predicted model, not a curated record. The transcript is spliced from 2 exons. Bases 1 to 279 code for a protein of 92 amino acids.
AUGUCCUCCUUCCUAAAAACGGACGACACCAUCCUCCUCGCCGGGCGGCACAGCACGCCUGCGCGCUUCUUCGGCGCGGCGGCGAAUGACGAUGCUUACCCUGCGUUCACUGCUCGUGUGGAAAGCGAAGCGGAGCUGGAGAAGUUGCUCGGGGAGACGGCACUGCAGGAUGGCAAGGGGUUGACGAUUGUGGAUGUGGUGAUGGCGCCGGAAGACAUGCCGGAGAAGGCGAAAGCUGGGCUACUCAAAGCAGGCGAAUCUCUACGAUGUCAGCAGUGA